CUGAGGGUCAACUCCUCCGCCCUCUGCCGCGAGCCACAGCAUCCCGACGCAAAGCAGCGCUGUUUCAAGCAACCUCAUCACGGUCAUCAUCUUCUUACCUUUAAAUUCAUCAAACCACACGUACACAAAGCUGUUCACGUGGGUGUGCGCGUUUUCUUUUUCCUGCACUGGCGGCUCGUUUCGACGAUGGCCGAGAGCGAGGCAGAUACGCCGAGCACGCCGAUUGAGUUUGAGAGCAAAUACUUCGAGUUUGAUGGAGUGCGGCUGCCGCCCUUCUGCAGAGGAAAGAUGGAGGAGAUCGCCAACUUCUCCCUUAGAAGUAGCGACAUAUGGAUUGUCACGUACCCAAAGUCAGGCACCAGUCUACUUCAGGAAGUCGUGUAUCUAGUGAGUCAGGGAGCGGACCCUGAUGAGAUUGGCCUUAUGAACAUUGAUGAACAGCUGCCUGUUUUAGAAUACCCGCAACCUGGGCUGGACAUCAUACAGGAGCUGACGUCACCUCGUUUGAUCAAAAGCCAUCUUCCCUAUCGAUUCCUCCCUACAGCCAUGCACAAUGGAGAGGCUAAGGUGAUCUACAUGGCUCGAAACCCUAAGGAUUUGGUGGUAUCCUACUACCAGUUUCACCGCUCUCUCAGGACUAUGAGCUACCGGGGAACCUUCCAGGAAUUCUGCCGGCGCUUCAUGAAUGAUAAACUGGGAUAUGGUUCCUGGUUUGAACAUGUUCAGGAAUUUUGGGAACACCGUAUGGAUUCUAAUGUCCUUUUCUUGAAAUAUGAAGACAUGUAUAAGGAUCUGGGGACAUUAGUGGAGCAACUGGCACGUUUCCUGGGUGUUUCCUGUGACAAGGCUCAGCUGGAGGGCAUGGUGGAGAGCUGCAACCAGCUCAUUGAGCAGUGCUGCAACUCAGAGGCACUGUCCAUGUGCAGAGGUCGCGUUGGUCUGUGGAAAGACAUCUUCACAGUGUCUAUGAAUGAAAAGUUUGAUGCGGUAUACAGACAGAAGAUGGGGAAGUCCGACCUGACCUUUGACUUCUGCCUGUGAGGAACGCCUGACCAUCUCUCCGUAUCGCCCCCCGACUCACUUAUCUACGCUAGCUCAUUUCCUGUCAAAACCCAAGCUCCUACAUCUCCCCUCAGUCAAUAUGAAGUUCAAUAGUUCAACCUAACAGUGAGCUCACACUAAAAGACUUUUCACAUAUGCAAUCCCAUGUCAGCAGAAAUCAGAAGUCACACUGUCGUGGAGAUUACCGAAUUUUCUUAAUCAAUAGUUAAACCAAAUCUCCCUCAGCCCCUACCUCCACAGCAUGCUGCAACUGCUGUGUAUGUUUAUAGUAUAUAUCGACUAGAUUAGGGUCAGCCACUGAACCGAAGUCUUGGUGAAUGCAUUCAUAACAGGAAUUUAACCUGUGUGCAGAUAUAUGUGAUGAAAAACAUUGGAAAUGAACAGGGAAAGCACCAACCUGGGGUCAUGUUAUAAGGACAACACUAACAAUGUCGAGUCAGCACUAGUUGAAGGAAAAAAACGAUACUUUGAACCACCAACUGUUUGGCAGCAUUAUGGACACGACCCUGAGAUAUUUUCUCAUGUCAUGAGCAAAGAGUUGUAUGUUUACUAUAAGUCCAGAAUAUUCAGGAGCCACAGUCAUUUAUCGCUGUGGCCAUUUGACAAACAUAAGCUCUGUUUUGGUCUCCGCUAAAAUAACGAUGAAAAAUAUCAGGUAGACGAAUAGUGCUCGCCGUCAACUUGUAGGUAAGCCGGGCAGACUAUGUGAGGACAGUCGAUAGGCGCUCAAGGAAAUGGGUUAGAAAAAAACAAAACAAUGAGCUAAAACACUAAAAAACUUCUUCAUUGGUUUGUCACUAUGAGCGAUGACUUUGAGAUUACACAAACUGUUUUGACCAGUUUUUACUGCAAACAUAUUUAUCACGCAGUCUGUCAGAUCUUUUAUUUGUGGUCUAUAUAAAAUACCUUUAUUUAAACAGGGAAGGCUUUGAGAGCAGGCUCUCUUUUACAAGGACCCCCUGAUUAUAACACACAUGAAAACAUUUACUUUCACUCAUAACAUAAAAAUAAUAUAAAGAAACCUCUUGAAUUAUCUAUAAAAUGAUAACAGAUAGAAACUGAAUAAAACAAAAUGCAUCUGAAAGAAGCAAGUAUGAUGGAAAUGUCCAUAAUCGAUUUAUCACUAAACAGUCUUGGUACCAAGUAUAGUGUGAAGUUGAAAUAUAAAGAAAAAGACACAUCCAAUAUUCCCAUGAAGUUUGCCAGUAAGAGCUCUGUAAAUAAAUAAAGUCCAGUGUUGUUCUCGUCUCACUGCCAGCAGCUGCCACCUUGCUUUCUUAUAUAAAGAACUGUAAUGUUUCUAAAUCUGAGGGUGGACUGAGGCCGAGUCAGGAGAAGCAUAUCAAUGAUUUCAACAUGAUUCAAAACAAAUAAACCAUAUGUUUUCUGCAUCACUGGGGAAUACAAGCCUUAAUUUAUAGAACAAUGUCAACUUUUCUGUGAAAGACAGUUUCAUUCCAGUAAUAUAAUUUGAAAGCAUAACUUGUCAUUAAGGCAGAAAUCUGGGUGUUUGCAGCAGGUGUCCUGGUAAAAGUAGUAAAACUCACUACAGUGUAACUAUUAACCAUCCUGAUGUCAGCAUACAUUUGGUUCAACAAUUACUUUUAGAUUAAUAAAAGUUUAAAACUGCUUGGCGAGUAGAGGGCUCUGCUCUGCAUCAGCUACAAAUAUUUGGACACGUCUGAUGUGAGUGUGUAUGAGAUGUGGAGAGGGACACCUGCCUUAUUAAUCUUCAAACAUGUCACCUGAGUACAUCAGGGCCCCGUCAAAUUCACUGACUCGCUAGUGUCUAGAUCCACACAGUGGUGGUUGGGUCAGAACUGGAAACAUUGACAUAAAUAGAUAUUUAUGCCAUCAAAUUCAUCUAAAAUAGCUUUUAUCACAUAAAAUAAUUGCAAUACUGGAUUUAAAGAAGAAGUUAUGUUAUCAGCAGUUUACACGCAUUUGGCUGAAAGUAAUGGAAUGUGGCCCUCUGGUGGUCACAUACGACAUAUGUCGUGUUUUGAAGGAUUCGUAGUUGAUGUUGGGUCACCUGGGGGGUAAAUCCUGAUGACAGAGCUGAUACACCAGAGCUGAGCUGAAGCAUAAGGAUCAUUUAGAGUGCAUUAUUUCUUUUUAAAUUACUUUUAAGCUUUCACAAAAAUCUGUGUUGGGGAUACAGAUCUGUUGGACUCAUCGUAAAUUCCUACUGGCCCCUGCUUAUCCCACGCAUUUGACCUUAUGCGUGGGGCCAGUUGUUGCGACAUACGCACAAAAUAUAACCAGUUUUUUCUCUACAAACAAGGGAACACAAAGGGAAUCAAGUCUGUACCACAGUGAACAGUAAAAAUGUUUUUUUUCUCAGAAAUGUCAGGUUUAAGAGAGGUGGGCAGAAUAUUAACCCAUAACCAGCAUUAACUGUGUUCUGCUACCCAGUGUAGGGCCACAACAGCACCACUGUCUAACUGGAGUCAGACUGGAAUCAACCUGAGCACCACCUACAAACAGUACAGCACCUUCUACUCCUACUCAUCCUCUGUUGCUGCAGUACUUCAUGCAGACUAGUCCCUGCGCUCUACUUGACACAUGUGAAUGUCUUUAUUGUGUGGAUGUACACUACAACCUCAGCACAACUCUGCACAUUUGUUUUUUUCAUUGUUCUUGUUUCCUACUGUAACACUGUUUACAACCAUUGGCAAGGCUUUAGCAAGCCCAACUCCACUUAUCUUUUUAUUUUGGGUUUUUAUACAUGCCCGUCUCUGUUUCAGGACAUCCUUUUAUUGUAUUUGACAUGCUUUGCUUGCUGGUUUAUUAAUAAAGUAAUGUCUUCAUGUGAUAUCCGA
Messenger RNA from Oreochromis niloticus (Nile tilapia), 3884 nucleotides. RefSeq names its product sulfotransferase family 4A, member 1 (gene sult4a1). The record is from RefSeq and is a predicted model, not a curated record. The coding region runs from base 187 to 1041 and encodes 284 amino acids. The transcript has 7 exons. Lineage: Eukaryota; Metazoa; Chordata; Actinopteri; Cichliformes; Cichlidae. Gene Ontology annotation, molecular function: sulfotransferase activity.